Molecule: messenger RNA, 2748 nt
Organism: Pelobates fuscus (common spadefoot toad)
Lineage: Eukaryota; Metazoa; Chordata; Amphibia; Anura; Pelobatidae
Gene: C4H6orf62
Product: chromosome 4 C6orf62 homolog
Exons: 5
Coding region: 875-1564 (229 amino acids)
Source: RefSeq, a predicted model, not a curated record
CACCCAGCAGGCGCCCCCUGAGCCUCCUACAGCCACCAUUUAUUAGUCUGUCGCCCACUAUCGCGACAUGGCCAUGACCCCUCACCGCUGACCAUGCCCUCAGAUUAGGGAGGUCUAACAGUAGGCUGACUGACUGACUGAGGCCUAGAGAGCACUCACUGAUCCCCCCCCUUGCUUCUUGCCUAGGGCAACAUGGCGUCCCUCCCCAGGGGCUGCCACUGGCACUCUCACAUGGGCCUCUCUGUCCUCAUCCCUGGUAUGGCGAGGCAACUUUACUUGUGCUGUGAACAACCCUCUCCCACGUAUUACACAGGAAAAUAAUAUAAAUAAUUAUUUUUUUUGCACACUAAAAAAAAAACCUGUAGAAAAGAGGGAAAGUCUUGCCUAGAGUAAAUUUGGCAUCCUUUAAAUAUAAUAUAUAAUGCAGCCUUGGGUCUGGCUUAUCUUCUGGUUUUCUUUUUUUCUUUCUAUGAACAGGGAGGUUUAAAUAAAAUGCCAUCAGAGGAUGGCUUUUGAUUUUAUGGUACAGGCUAAUAACAGGGAACGGCUUUAUUUUUUCCAUCAUUGUGCCCCUGGCAUUUUAACAGAUGUGUUUCAAUUUCUUCUUGUAGUUUAUUUUUUUUCAAACUAAAAAUGCCUCUUUACUUUUCAUCAGACAGAGCUAUGGUUGUGCAGCCCUUUGUGUUUGUUAAUCCUGGUAAUAACACUGGCUUGUCACACAUUGCCUAACUAGCGCUUUGGGUUUCAUUGACCUGUUAAUUCACUUAAAGGGGGUCAGAUGGCUUGUAUUUGUUAAACUGGUGUCUAAAGCAACGCCAAAAUACCCAGAAUUAGUGACAGGCUACUUAGGCCUUCGCACCAGCUGUGUUGCAAAAUGGGGGACCCAAACUCUCGCAAGAAACAGGCUCUGAACAGACUGCGUUCUCAGUUACGAAAAAAGAGAGAAUCUCUAGCUGACCAGUUUGACUUCAAGAUGUAUAUCGCCUUUGUUUUCAAAGACAAGAAGAAAAAGUCAGCUCUGUUUGAAGUAGCUGACGUGAUACCGGUUAUGACCAAUAAUUAUGAAGAAAACAUUCUGAAAGGUGUGCGGGAUUCCAGCUAUUCAUUGGAAAGUUCCCUUGAGCUACUGCAGAAGGACAUAGUACAGCUUCAUGCACCGCGCUACCAGUCCAUGCGCAGGGAUGUAAUUGGAUGCACUCAGGAGAUGGACUUUAUUCUGUGGCCUAGGAAUGACAUUGAGAAGAUUGUCUGUCUUCUAUUCUCUAGGUGGAAGGGAUCUGAUGAGCCCUUUAGGCCUGUUCUGGCCAAGUUUGAAUUUAAUCAUGGUGAUUAUGAAAAACAUCUUAUGCACGCACUGAGCCGGAAGGACAAGACUGGAAUUGUUAUAAACAAUCCAAACCAGUCAGUGUUCCUCUUUAUUGAUAGACAGCAUUUGCAGACUCCUAAAAGCAAAACAACAAUAUUCAAGUUAUGCAGCAUCUGCCUGUACCUACCACAGGAACAGCUCACCCAUUGGGCGGUUGGCACCAUAGAGGAUCACCUCCGCCCUUACAUGCCUGAGUAAGGCAUUGACCAGUCAAACAGGGAAGAUCAGAUGUUGGCAGAAUUUUUUUUUUCUUCAAAUUCCAGAAGAAUAUGGACUUAUGCUCAGAACACUUGUACGUUGUGAACCUUCAUGCUGGAUAUUUGUUUUCCUUAUUUUGUAUCAGAACAUUUUUUGUGAGGCGCAGGAGUUUUUGUUUUGUUUUUUUGUUCCCCUCCCCUUAUUUUUUUUUUUUCAUUCUUUUCUGUAUGGACAUUGUAAAGAGAAGAUGUUUGCAACAUCUUUGCUUUAGCCUCUUUAAAAAUGUGAAAUGAUGGGACACUGAAUCAAAUGUAUCAGGAAGCACAAGGUACUAUUUAUUUGGUGAUCUUCCCAUUUGCACUGGUCAUACCCCUAACAUUUUUAAGAGUGUUAGACAACAGUAUUGAGGGCAGGGGGUAAAACAUGAAUGUAUCAGGUGUGAAAGCUUUCUUGCUCUACCAGAAAACGAAAGCGCUAUACGAAUCAUUUAAAUGAUGCAAAUGAUUUUGCUGCAGUAAAAUGAAGGUAGGCUUGGGACAGAUAUUUGAGAAGAAAUCCUGUUUGUUCAGCAUUUGCUUUCAUGUCGUAAUUAAUUUUGCAGGGCUGAGAGCGUAAUGGCAUUUUAUGGUUGUUACUUUUUUUUUUAAUCUCUCCUCCCAUUUGCUGCGUAACUUUCAGUACAAAAAAAUCUGCAAGUACACUAAUGUUUAUAUGGCCUAGGAGUCUGCCGUAGCUAAUAUUUUACAUACAAGUUAAAUACUUGGUCAAUGCAGAAACAAUGUUUCUAGAGAGGAAUCAAGACACAAACCUGAUGGUGAAUUGUGCAGAUAUUACUUGUUUAAAGAAAAAAAGUAAUCUUUCUAAGAUAAGAAACCCAUGGUGAGUUUCUGAUAAGUUAUUAAGCAGUUGCAAACUGUAAAAGAAGGUUGAAGUGUGAAAAAGUUGGUUCAGAGAAUAUUUUUAUUUUGUGCAAUGAAAACAAGGUUGACUACUGUUUUUUGAGAAGGCUUUGCUGAAAAGCUUUCAGUACCUUUUUACGAUUACGUAUAUAGGCCUGCUCCCUUUGGCUAAUACUAGUGCUUACCUGGUUUAAAUUUGUAUCUAGCUUUUUUUUUUCUUUAAAUUUUUUUUUUUUUUAAUUGGAUUACAAUGGAAAUUAAAAUAAAUGAGGUGAAAACAUAUUU